Molecule: messenger RNA, 3218 nt
Organism: Chlamydomonas reinhardtii
Lineage: Eukaryota; Viridiplantae; Chlorophyta; Chlorophyceae; Chlamydomonadales; Chlamydomonadaceae
Exons: 8
Coding region: 282-1481 (399 amino acids)
Source: RefSeq, a predicted model, not a curated record
GUAGGAAGCGUUGUGUGUCUUUCUAUGUUUGAAUGUGCGUUGCCAACCGUUUCUACAGAAAAUAGCGCGCCAAGCCCGGACGCAGAGCGAGCGUUUGCAUCACCAGUUGACAUAUAAUAAUUAGUUUCCCAGUGAUCCACACAGCUCGGUAACUAUACGCUCAUUAAAAGGAGCAGGCGCCGUGUCGCGCGAGCCAGUUUCGACACCGCCGAUUAACGCUUCCGGCAACAGAGUUGAAGAGCCUCCCUCGCACAGCCUCGCUCCCUUAAACAGCGCUGAGAAUGGCGUGUAUGGCGCGCCGGGCAUGCGCAGGCGCGUCGCCUCGCACAGUGGCGCCGUCGCCUGCGGGCAGCAGCGUUGGCUCUGGAGCACUCUGGCCGGCCUGCGCCACGCGGCGGACAACGCCCACAACACGUGCAGCGCUGGCGACAUCGCCGCACCAAUGCAGCGCGCUUGGGCCGCCGGUGCCCCGGACGGCGCUGCCGGCUGCGCCGCUGCUUCCCCAGCGCCUCACCCCAGCGGCUCCUAGCUUCCGCCGCCCCGCGCCGCAACGGUCCGUUGCCUCAGCAGCGGUCGCGGCAAGCGCGGCCGCGGGCUCUUCGUGUGCUUCAUGCGCUCAGCCCGCCGCCGCUGCGGCAGCGGCGGCGACAGCCGCCGCCACGACUUCCGGCGGCGGUUUAAUGGACAUGUUUGCGGUACUGCUGGGCUAUGGCUGCCUGGUGGGGAGCUGCUUCCGCAGUGUGCCGCAGAUUGCGAUCAUCCUCAAGUCGGGCAGCGCGGAGGGCCUGUCGCUCACAAGUAACCUUGUGGAGCUGCUUUGCUUCACGGUCACUGUCGCCUACAACAUGCAGCAGGGCUAUGCGUUCAACACGUACGGCGAGGUGUUCGCCUGCUGGAUCCAGGACGUCAUCAUCGUGGGCCUCAUUUUCAAGCACAUGCAUCUCAGCCUGCCUGCGAUCGCGGCCUCCACGGCGGCUUUCGCGGCGGCGUGCGCGUGGCUGUUCAGCGCAAUGUGCCCUAUCCACGUGCUGUCGGCUCUGCAAGUGAGCACGGUGGCGGUGAUGGCCAUUGGCGCGAGGCUGCCGCAGAUCUGGCUCAACGUGCGCCGCGGCGACGCAGGAGUGCUGUCGGUGGCAACGUGCAUGCUCAACGUGGCGGGCUGUGUGGUCCGCAUCUUCACCACAGUGGUGCUCACGGGAGACGUCAUCAUCCUGGGCGGCUGCGUGACGCAACUCAUCCUGAACGCCAUCCUGCUCUACCAGGCCGCCAUGACCCACUACAAGAAGCAGGCGGCGGCGGCGGCGGCAGGUGGUGGUGAUGCAGGCGGGGCAGCGGCUGCGCUGGCCGCGACGGACCCGCCGGCGGGCGGCGCGGGUGCGGCGCGCGGCGGCUUGGCGUCGGGCGAGGGCAAGAGCGGGUUGCGGGAUGGCGAGGAGGGCAGCGGCGGUGCAGGGCGGUCGCCGGUGCCUGCGCCGGCGUAAGGGACGCCGUGUCCCAAGCGUUGCGUGGCCGUGUGAGUUGCCAGGGGUGUGCUCCGCAGGUGCUGCUGGUGUGGUCGUGUCGCAGGAGGGUGUUGAAGUUAGACAUUACGGUGUGUGUGAGGUAGGGGUUAGUGAUGAUGUAACUUACUGGACGCAUCAUGUUGGGCACCAAGUGGGCGUGAAAGGCAUUACGGUGCGUCGCUGACCGCACAAUACAGGUGCUUGAACUGCAUGAGAGAGGGAUGGAGUUAGGAGCUUACAGAAUUUUGGCGCUGUCCGCUCAGGUGUUUUUGGUGAAGCUGAGCCCCCCCAGCGAAGCGUUCCAGGGGGGGGCGAAGCCCCCCAGGAACACCCCUGUCCGUGGCUGCGUGGCUGCGUGGCUGGUGCGUCGGCAAAACAUAGCAUACUGGCACAAACUGCGACUGCUACGUAUUAGUAUUUGUUAAUGCCUAUUGCAUGUAAAUAGGUGGCAGGGAAAAUUCGGGCGGAGCGAGAAGUGCCUUCGCACGUCCAUGGACAAUUGACUUUCGCGAGGUUGCCCGAAAAGCAAGCCAUGGCUUUGCGCAGUAUGACUUCUGUACGUCGUAAAUGUGCUUCAAAGACACAGCAGACGGCGAGCCGUCAUAAAGAGUGGGAUUGCAAUUGCUGAACCGCGACGUCUCCGCCGCCAACGUGAUCCGUGUGCUCCUCCUGCUGAAGCUGAUGGGCUUCGAGCGGCCGACCAAGCUGCAGCGGCCGCCAUGGCCGCCGGCGGCGGCGGGGCCGGGCUGAGAGCCUGAACGGCGCUAGCAGGGCGUGGGGCUGAGGGUGCACGUGUCGAUUGGCGGCGAGUGACGUGACUAGUUUGUUAGCUGCGGGUUAGCACGGACUGUGCACCCCACCCAACCGGCCAUGUCCGGAUUUGCGGGGAUGCCAAAGGCCCCCAACAUAGAGGCGUGUGCUUAGUAGGCGCCCGCGUCAAGGUGGCGGGGUUGAUAACGACCCGGGAUCAGCCCUUUUCCUGCCAUAAGGCAGCCACCUCCUUGUUGGUGAAGCAUGGACUAUGACGUUAUAUACGGGUGGAAUGAUCAGGGAUUGCGAGAUUACCGUAUUACAUCAGAUAGACAGAGGCGCAUUCGGCGCGGAGCCCCGGAGGCCAAUGCGGAUGCAACGGACUGAGACUUGGUGGUUUCGCUUCCCGGACAAAGGGCGGCACCAAAGUGGAGCCAACAACACACGGCACCAGAGAGGCACUGCGAGCAUGCCUGGGUUUGAGAGCAAUGUCUGGUGAAGAUAUGUGCACGGAGGAAAAGGGAACACCGUGCGCACACUGCGAGUGGGGCGGGCGUGGGCCGGGAAGGUGGUGUGUUGGUGGCGGUUACCGUGCGGGGUAAGUCGGGAUUUUUGGGGAAAUAAUUAAUUACAUGCGGGGUGAUCUCUUGCUGGUACGGUAUGGUGAUGUGCCUCAGGCGCUUCUGCUUGGGGCCUGGGAGGGAGGUGCGGUGGCCGCUGCUGCACGGUCUGUGGCUGAAUGGCUGUCUGACUGGAUAACGGGCCCGUGGGAGUGUGGGGCCCGCCAAUCCUGUGGCCGGUCUCAGCUUUUUGGGCUGAGCCCCCCGAGCGAAGCGAUCCAGGGGGGGGGCGAAGCCCCCCAGGAUUGCCCCUGUCCGUGCCUGCCUGCGUGCCUGCCUGCGUCGACAAAAAGUGCCAAACUGGCACAAACCGCGAGCGCCACGUAUUAUAAAUUGCUAUUCCCUA